UUUCGAUCCGGUGAUUGCACUAUCCCAGAUGUAAGAGUGUGAGCUGGCGUUUCUCUCACUGCCCGGGACUGGACUGAAACCUCCCAACACACACACAUACACACACACAAAGCCAGGCGCAACAGUCCAACACACUCACUCUCACACACACACACACACACACACAGAGUAACUGUGUGGAUGGAAGGCACGAUGCAGCCUCACGCCGGGCUGCUCUGGGUUCUUGUGAGCUUGGCUGUACAGAGCGUCACCUCCAAAGGCAAUAAUCUCCGGGACACCGCACAAUGCGAGCUUCCCAAGUCGCAAAGAGAAAUGAACUCGUUCCUGUGGUCGAUCCGGAGAGAGCCCCCGGCGUAUUUAUUUGGGACCAUUCACGUCCCUUACACCAGGGUGUGGGACUUUGUGGCGGAUAACUGCAAGCGAGCUUUCCAGCACAGCAACAGCGUGUACUUCGAGCUCGACCUGACCGACCCGUACACCAUCUCAGCCCUGACCAGUUGUCAGAUGCUGCCACACGGGGAGAACCUGCAGGAUGUGCUGCCCAGGGACCUGUACCGCAGGCUCAAGCGGCACCUGGACUAUGUGAAGCUGAUGAUGCCCCUGUGGAUGACACCCGACCAGAGGGGCAAGGGGCUGUACGCGGAUUACCUGUUCAAUGCCAUCGCCGGGAACUGGGAGAGGAAGAGGCCCGUCUGGGUGAUGCUGAUGGUCAACUCGCUGACCGAGGCCGAUAUCAGGUCCCGGGGGGUCCCCGUCCUCGAUCUCUACCUCGCCCAGGAAGCCGAGAGGAUGAAGAAAAGGACCGGGGCGGUGGAGCGGGUCGAAGAGCAAUGCCACCCUCUCAAUGGGCUCAAUUUCUCCCAGGUCCUCUUUGCUUUAAACCAAACUCUGCUGCAACAUGAAAGCCUCCGAGCAGGCAGUUUGCAAGCCCCUUACACAACAGAGGACCUCAUCAAGCAUUACAACUGUGGGGACUUGAAUGCUGUCAUCUUUAAUCAUGAUACAUCCCAAAUGCCUAACUUUAUCAACACCACCCUCCCGCCACAUGAGCAGGUGACAGCUCAGGAGAUAGACAACUAUUUCCGCCAGGAGUUAAUCUACAAGAGGAAUGAAAGAAUGGGCAAAAGGGUGACAGCUCUUCUGGAGGCAAACCCAGAUAAAAGCUUUUUCUUUGCAUUUGGAGCAGGUCAUUUCCUUGGGAACAAUACAGUGAUUGAUGUCCUAAGGCAAGCAGGCUAUGAAGUUGAGCAUACACCUGCAGGACAGCCAUUCGAACUGAAAAAGACAGAGAAAAGUGGAUUAUCUUCAGGUAGUUCAUCGCUUCCAUCAACUUCCACUCCAAUCAAUGCAUCAUUGGAAGAUUCCAUGCCACUUCCUUCUGAGACCUCUCCUGUUGAUUUAGAUGAUGACGUCAUUUCUCCUCACCUCCUGAUGCCAGACAGCCUUAGUCAAUUGGAAGAGUUUGGCCGCCAAAAGAAACGGCAGAAGAAGCUUCCCAAGCAACAGCGUCAACGACAGUUCAGUGACCUAUGGGUUCGCAUUGAAGAGAGCACAACAGUCAUGCCAUCCAAUAUCAGAAUUAUCAACGGUUACAUCACAGUGGAACCUGCGCACGAACCUUCACAUCAAAAGGAGCAACGUCCCACUCUCAACACUGCCUCAAUGGCCACAGCCCCAUCAGCAACUGUGCUCUUUGGUGGGGUAGUCUGUUUAAUCUGGAGUCUGCUGUGGCCUUCCUGACCCUCUGCACACGCAACCUUAACCCACACCAUUAAGAGAAAAAAAACCUUAAAAGAAUUUCUGGUGUUAGCUGAUGGAGCUUUUUGUCAUUAAAUAUAGGAAGUGCCUGUACCUUCAGCUUGGUGGACCCCACAAGACUUGGUUGCAUCAGAACUGUCAUGUUCUUUGUGAUGAUGCAGAAGAAACUAAAAUGAGACUCAGAAGCUCAAACAGCCAUAUGGUGACAGCAUCUUCUUUUUGUAGAAGGAUAUUUUCCCAUGAUGCUAUGGGACAUUGUAAAUUUACUUCUGAAAGUCUAUAUGUUCAAAUAAUGUAUAUUUAUUCCCCAUCAAAAGUUAAUGUUUUUGUUACAUAUAUGACUCCAAAACAAAAGUCCAGAGCUCUAAAAAGUUACAAUUUAAUCUGUUCAAGCAAGGUCCAUUUUAUCCCAAAUGUCAACUAUUUAUUUGUUGAGAAAUGUAUUAGCUGAAGAUUCCUUCUGAGUCCCACUUUAAAGCCUUUAACGAUUCAGUUAAUGUUCAGUUUAUCCUGUAGAUCUGAAGAUAACUGAAAGAUGUCUGUCCUGUUCACUCUUCUUAAAGCAGUGAUUCAUAAAGAAGGUUAGGAUGUUUUCCUGCAGAACCGUGGUUAGUAAGUCUCACAUCUGAACCUUAUAAACCAGCAUGUCCCACAUCUGAAAGAUGACCUGUACUCUUAUUGAGCUAACAAAGCUGAUAUUACAGAAGCAUCUGCCUCAUCCAGUCUAUUAAAGAUUAAAAUCACUAUAUCUAGGCA
This is a messenger RNA of Rhincodon typus (whale shark), 2514 nucleotides long. Its product is annotated as metalloprotease TIKI2-like. Gene Ontology annotation, biological process: negative regulation of Wnt signaling pathway. Gene Ontology annotation, molecular function: Wnt-protein binding; metalloendopeptidase activity. Gene Ontology annotation, cellular component: organelle membrane. The transcript is spliced from 7 exons. NCBI's taxonomy places the organism in Eukaryota, Metazoa, Chordata, Chondrichthyes, Orectolobiformes, Rhincodontidae. The record is from RefSeq and is a predicted model, not a curated record. The coding region runs from base 181 to 1740 and encodes 519 amino acids.